Serendipita indica DSM 11827 is the source of this 1425-nucleotide messenger RNA. Lineage: Eukaryota; Fungi; Basidiomycota; Agaricomycetes; Sebacinales; Serendipitaceae. The record is from the annotation of a GenBank genome assembly.
AUGGAGGUCGUAGCGGACGGCGACACCGACAAGAUAAAAUACUCGGGCCGAUGGUCAACUGUGAAUACCUCUGGAGCCACAGAUGGGACCGUUCAUAGCUCGAAUGACCCGUCGGCGUCGAUUAGUCUCCUGUUUCUGGGGACUUUUAUCCAAAUAGACGCUCUUAGGUCGCCCGACGGUGGCAAUUUCACGGUCUUAUUGGACGGUUCCCUAUUCGGCCCCUACUCUCUGUACUCGCCCAACGCAACCGUCGGCAACGUAUGGAGCCAGACCAGUCUCAGUCCCUCUGCCACCCAUACGGUCGAGAUGCGCAAGUUUCCGCGUAUCGGCUGUGGCGACACCUUCGCCGACUUCUACAUCCACCCAGAGCACGUCUCGAUCCACGAGUUCCACGAGCAGCUCAAGUACGUCAAGCCUCACGAAUGUAUCCUCCUCAUCUACGUCCACAUCAUCCACGCCAACAUUUACGCCCUCUUCAUCCCUUGUAUCAUCAUUUUCCUCUUCAUCAUCACAUUUUCGUCCUUCUUCCACACCGCAGGACGGUACUCCUUCCUCAUCAACCACCCUACCUUCUUCGACGUUUACCCCUUUACCCCUUUGCCGCCCUCGUUCUCACCCGAACCCGAGUCGCCUCCAUCCUAUGUAGACACGGGCUCGGACGAACCUUCCGUCGUCCCCGGCCCAGUACCUGUUCCAGAUCCUGAACCGUCCGCCAUUGUCCCUGUUCCCAUCCCAGUCCCUGAACCCUCCGAUACGUCCAACACGAUCGCUGACCCGAGCGACGAUUCCUCAGCGUCCACCUCGUCAACAUCUCGCUCCUCGACAUCGCGCUCCACUAGUUCUUCAACCUCGAGCACUUCACAUACCAGCCACUUCCCCUCGACGAUCCUUUCCACCCAACUCGCUCACCUACUUCCGCCCCUGCCACUGAAACACCGACUUGUCAUCGUCACCUCUCUCCUGGUCAUCCUCGUCGUUGCAAUUCGAAGACGACUCGCGAAGCGUACAGAGGAGAGUCUACGGCCAAGCACGACACCAGCAUACCAGACGACAAGUACACAGCGCAUGACUGGAGCCCCACUUGCUCCUUUGGGUGUUUACAACCGCUAUCCAUCGCCAAACAGUACCACGUCCAACGUCAUGUCGCGAGGACUGUACGACACUGCUGGAUAUGGAUUCGGCAGUAAUAGCCACAAUGCCCUAUCGCCCGUCUCAAGAACGCUUUCCUCGCCGAAUAACAUUGGAGCUGGUGGCGGUAGUGCAGACGACCGACCCAUCUCGUCUGUGGAAGAAUCGAGCAGCAAUGCACACUACGUCUUCCAGCCGGCGUCGGGAGUGGAGGAAUCGCGUGGACCGGGAUACGCGGAAUCUGUUGCCUCGGACUAUCCUUAUAGUCUCACAUUCCAAAGCCCACGAGCUUACUAG